AUGACGACUACCCCAUCGCAAGUUACAUCGUCUCAAGCUCCUUCAACCAUGAUUCUCCCUGAGGGUCUUACUGCAGAUUCAAUCGAUACAAUUCCAGUGCUCUGCGAAACACUUUCUCGUCUCCAAAACUUCUCUCCAAGUAAUCCAUCCGCAGCUUCUCCGCCAGGCGCGACCCCUUCAUUCAAUGCAAAUAGUACCGGGCCGUUAAAUAUCAAAGAUAUCUACGCCGCGACCGAUGGCAUCAAGCAUAAAUUACAAAAGGCGAGGGUGAGUGUGAGGGGUAUGCCGGAUAUGCAUAGAACUAUUGAAGACCAGGAAGAGGAGAUAAGAGAGUGCGAGGAGAAGAUUGGACAGCAGAAGGAGGUUUUGAAUUUGUUGAUGAAAGUAGGACUGAAUAUGAAGAAAGAGCGAGAGGAGAGAGGAUCUGGAGAUAAAAUGGAAACUUGA
Sclerotinia sclerotiorum 1980 UF-70 is the source of this 447-nucleotide messenger RNA. RefSeq lists its product with no specific name. Gene Ontology annotation, biological process: regulation of transcription by RNA polymerase II. Gene Ontology annotation, molecular function: transcription coregulator activity. The transcript has a single exon. Gene Ontology annotation, cellular component: mediator complex. NCBI's taxonomy places the organism in Eukaryota, Fungi, Ascomycota, Leotiomycetes, Helotiales, Sclerotiniaceae. The record is from RefSeq and is a predicted model, not a curated record. Bases 1 to 447 code for a protein of 148 amino acids.